AUGGACCCCAAGUCGCCGCCGCCGGCCCAGGCCACGUGCACCACGUGCACCACAUGCACUACCUGCACCUUUGCCGACGACUUCUCCAACUACUGGACGGCGGUGCUGUACUUCAAGGCGCGCAACGGCAGCUACCACCGGGUGCCGCUGAAGCCUAGCUUGGGCCUGCCCGGAUUCCGCAUGCUGACGGGCCAGCAGCAGUUCCGGACCAAGCAGGAGGCGUCGCAGUUCCGGCAGCUAACGUACACGUGCCUGUAG
Molecule: messenger RNA, 258 nt
Organism: Lasiosphaeria miniovina
Lineage: Eukaryota; Fungi; Ascomycota; Sordariomycetes; Sordariales; Lasiosphaeriaceae
Exons: 2
Coding region: 1-258 (85 amino acids)
Source: RefSeq, a predicted model, not a curated record